GUUCGUUAAAAUUUUGAUUAGGUAUUUUUAAAUUCUUAAAAUGUUCAAAUGUAAAGCAAUUAGGUGUUUGUUGGCAAGCAGAUGUGAUGAUCGUUCAUAUCUACGGGAUGCGGCGCCAUUUACCAUCUAUUUUUGUUGCGCAACUCUCGCACGAUGGUUGAUUUAAUGACACGUUGAAAUUAAAUAAAGUAUAAAGUUGUGUCCGUGGAGUUGUCGUUAUUUUAGAAGUGGUCAGUGAAGCGACAACAUGUACCAUUUUGUGGUGUUAGUGUUGUGUAUUCUUCGUAUUGUUUCAUCCCAUUUCAAUCGGGAGUAUGCAGGUACGAAAUUGGUCAAUUUGGUUGCACCUAACAAGCACUGCUAUGAAUCUCUGGAGCAAUAUCUAUCUGUUAAUAUGCUUGAUAUGUACGUUGAAGCAAGAACGCCCAGCUUAUCGAUAGAAGUGGUGGUCUCACGAAAAAAGUACGGGGGGCUAAGAAAAUAUUGCCAGCGUCAGCACAUCAGUAUCGCAGUCCUGGUGGAGGAUGUGAAACGCGAGAUCGAUAAUGAGAAUUACCUCAAUAACAACAUGCAUUACAACACGUUUAACUAUGAACGAUAUAAUCGAUAUCAUGACAUACAAGCUGAAUUGCAUCGAUUAACAUUUUUGCAUCCGACUUUAAUGCGAGUGUGCACGGUUGGUUAUUCAUGGGAAGGAAAGCCACUGCUUAUCGUCAAGGUAUCUGAAGAUGUGAUUAGCUGUCAAAAAGAUGACAAACCAAUAGUAUGGAUUGACAGUGGCAUGCAUGGUAGAGAAUGGAUUACUGUCGCCACUGGAAUGAACAUUUUGAAGAAGCUCGUGGACAACUACCAGAGAAAUGAGACAAUUCGAACUCUGUUACGUCAAAAAACUUUCUACUUUGUCCCUGUAUUUAAUCCUGAUGGUUAUGCACACACAUUUACCACCGACCGCUUGUGGCGAAAAACGAAAACAAGUUUCGCGCACUCAGAAUGUUACGGCGCUGAUCCUAACAGAAAUUGGAAUAUUAUGUGGGGAGGUUCAAAGAAGAAAUCCGAUCCAUGCUCUCUCUUCUACAGAGGUAUGGAAGCUGAAUCCGAACCAUGUGUUCACACGUACGCAACAAUAUUACGUCGCAAGCAGAAAGCACUACAAGCAUACUUCACGUUACACUCGUUUUAUGAACUUCUUUUCAUUCCAAAUUCUUAUACACGCAAACCGCCCUCCGAUAUCGCUGAAAUAUAUCGCGUAGGUAACAUUUUUGUCAAUGCUAUCAAAAGAAGACAUAACACGGAAUAUAAUGCAGUGUCAGCAUCUUUUCUCUUUGGUCCAACAUUUGGAGUUUCAGCCGAUUACGUUCACGACAAAUUGAACGUGACACACUCCUACAUCGUGGAAUUAAGAGGUGGUCUUAAAUUUCGUUUCAUGCUUCCGCCAAAUCAAAUAAAGCCAACCGGGGAAGAGACAUACGAUGCAAUUGUAGCGAGUGUUCAAGCCAUCGAAAGUUGAUCUUCUGAUUGUGUAUGAACACCUGUUGUAAAUAUUAAUGUAUUUAUCUUCUUUGAAACGACACCGUAGAAUAUAUUAUAUAAA
Hydractinia symbiolongicarpus is the source of this 1591-nucleotide messenger RNA. RefSeq names its product zinc carboxypeptidase-like. Gene Ontology annotation, molecular function: metallocarboxypeptidase activity; zinc ion binding. Bases 248 to 1507 code for a protein of 419 amino acids. The record is from RefSeq and is a predicted model, not a curated record. Gene Ontology annotation, biological process: proteolysis. Lineage: Eukaryota; Metazoa; Cnidaria; Hydrozoa; Anthoathecata; Hydractiniidae. The transcript has 9 exons.